AUAUAGGUCAUAUUGUGAAACUGAAACUAUUACUAAAAGAUUUUUAAAAAAAUUUAAAUUUAUUAUUCACAAAUGUGUAUUAUUGUAUGCUACUUAUAUAAUCUGCCUGUCUUAUGACUGAACAUUUAUAUUAUUAGACAAAAUUAAUGGAUGAUGACCUUAAUGUAACAUAUGUAACACUUGGUGGGCAUGUGGAAGUGCACAAAUACAGGUAUCUUUAUUUUUUUAUCAUUUUUACAGCAUAUAUUCUAAUAAUCUGCUUUAAUUUCACCAUUGUGUGUCUCAUCUGUUUUCACAAAAACCUUCAUGAACCUAUGUACAUUUUCAUUGCAGCGUUGUUACUGAACUCUGUUGUUUUCAGUACUAAUAUCCACCCAAAGUUGUUAAUUGACUUUUUAUCUGAAAAACAGAUCAUAUCAUAUUCAGCCUGUCUCUUUCAGUUUUAUCUGUGUUAUACAUUAAGUGGUUCAGAAUUCUUACUCUUGGCAGCCAUGGCCUAUGACAGGUAUGUGUCUAUCUGUAAACCUCUGCAAUAUCCAACUAUCAUGAGAAAAACGACUGUAAGUAUUUUUCUGGUUUUGGCUUGGCUUCUGCCUGCUUGUCAGAAUGUAGUUCCAGUAAUACUGAGUGCAGAUAUGAAACUUUGUAAUCUAGUAGUAGAAGGAUUUUUUUGCAACAAUUCAAUGUACAGUCUCCACUGUGUGAGUUCAAGAGCACAAUCUGUAUUUGGUGUUAUUGCUUUGAUAAUUGCAGCACUUUUCCCUUUUCUAUUCAUACUAUUUACAUAUACUAGGAUACUUAUAAUAUCUUACAGAAGUUGUAGAGAUGUCAGGAAAAAAGCUGCACAGACCUGUUUACCUCACCUGCUGGUUUUAAUCAGCUUCUCCUGUUUGUGUGCAUAUGACAUAAUUAUAGUUCGACUGGGGUCUGAUUUUCCAACAGCUGCACGUUUCAUAAUGACUUUACAAACAGCUCUGUAUCAUCCUCUAUUCAAUCCAAUUAUAUAUGGACUAAAAAUGAAAGAAAUAUCUAAACACCUGAAGAGGUUGAUCUGUCAAACCAAAGUAAUGUGA
This is a messenger RNA of Lates calcarifer (barramundi perch), 1073 nucleotides long. RefSeq names its product olfactory receptor 11A1-like. Gene Ontology annotation, molecular function: G protein-coupled receptor activity; olfactory receptor activity. Gene Ontology annotation, biological process: G protein-coupled receptor signaling pathway. Gene Ontology annotation, cellular component: membrane. Lineage: Eukaryota; Metazoa; Chordata; Actinopteri; Centropomidae. The transcript has a single exon. The coding region runs from base 147 to 1073 and encodes 308 amino acids. The record is from RefSeq and is a predicted model, not a curated record.